UCUAUUUCCUUUUUUUUAUUUAAAAAAUAGGAGGAAUAUGGUAUAUAUAGCUCACAAGUCAGAACAAGAACAGCUCAGUUAGCCGUCCACUCGUUUUUUUUAUAUUACUUCUUCGUUUCCCCAUUUUCUUUCCUCUUUCUCUCUCUGUUUCUCUUCUUUCUUUCCCUCUCUUCGUCCUCGAAAUCUCCAGGCCGGCAAACCUCCCACACAGAGAGAGAAUCUCUGAAAGUCUACAGUUGUGGGAUUUCCCACUUCCCCUCUCACAAGUUAGCCCAUUUUUUGUUAGUAUUGUUCAUUCAUUUCUCCGACGGCCUUCUCAUCGGCCGGCGGGGACUCUUUUUUCCUUUCUUUCCGAUUUUUCUUUUUUCUUCGUGAGGUGAAUAAAUACCAAGUACCAAUUGUCUUUCUCUAUUUGUUUGCCGGUUACUACAUUCACAGUCUCCGCCGAGAUCCGCCAAUUUUCAGUCGUUCCGUCUGCCGGUGAGACUUCAUCGGGGUUACUCUUUGAAUUGCUCUCCCGGAAAAAUCGGAGAUUCAGUUUCUUUCUCUCCGGUGAGGAAGACGCGUUGAUUUUGCGACGACGCCGUAGUAGAGUGGAGAAUAGGGGAGUUACGCCUGAACCUACGCGUGGCGGUCGGGGCUGGGAUUCGUGUAAUGCUGCUGCUGCUGGGUAGGAGAAGGAGAGUCAAACCUUUCCAAAACAGGGGAAAUUAAAUUCCCCCUUUUUUCCCCCCUAAUCUUUAUCUCCUCUGCUGCUCUGAUUUCUCUGUCCGAGAUCGAUUGGGUUCGGGGAAAGUUAGUUCCUUCCUAGAGAUCUGAAGUCGCAGAAUUUUUUUGGUUGGGUUUGUGGUGUUUGUUUUUCUAUUCGAAUACCGGAGGCAGAGGAGGGCAACAGAGGAAGAGAUGAUGAGAAUGAAGAAUAAGCCACCGACGGCGGCUGGUGGUUCGCCUGAUUCGACGGGAGCAGAGUGGGAGCUGAGACCCUGCGGAAUGCUGGUUCAGAAGCGAAACCCGGAUUCCGAUCACAGGGCCAUUCCUCCACCGACAAUUCGGGUGCGGGUCAAGUACGGGUCAACCUACCACGAAAUCAGCAUCAGUUCUCAAGCCUCAUUCGGGGAGCUGAAGAAGAUGUUGACUGGACCAACUGGGCUACACCAUCAAGACCAGAAACUGAUUUACAAAGACAAAGAAAGGGAUUCCAAGGCGUUUCUGGAUAUAACCGGGGUGAAAGACAAGUCCAAAAUGGUGCUGCUUGAAGACCCAAUCAGCCAGGAGAAGCGUUACCUUGAGAUGAGAAAGAAUGCCACCAUGGAGAAAGCUUCCAAAUCCAUCUCCGCGAUCAGCUUGGAAGUCGACCGCCUCGCGGGCAGGGUAUGCAUACUUUUCCCCUUUGAUCUCCUUGUCUCGGCUCUUGAAUCGGUUAUUGGUAAAGGUGGGAAGGUAGCAGAGAAGGAUGUUUUGAGCUUGAUCGAGUUGUUGAUGAACGAGCUGCUGAAAUUGGAUGGGAUAAUGGGCGAUGGAGAUGUCAAACUACAGAGGAAAUUGCAGGUGAAGAGAGUUCAGAAGUAUGUUGAGACGUUAGACGUGUUGAAGGUCAAGAACUCCGCCUUGACCAACGGCAAUGGAACCCAUACCAACAAAUCGAACCACAAUCAACACAAACAAAGCAAUGGACAUAGGUUAGCUCCGAUCGAGGAACAUUCACCAAAGCACUCCAAUGGCGAACAGCACCAACAACAACAGCAGCAACAUAGUCACUCAGUUGGCCAUUCCGCAGCAUACCAACAAGAACAGCAGCAGCAGCAGUCAUCAAGGCAUUCAACUUCCGGGCCGGUGGUAGUUACCACACAAUGGGAAACAUUUGAUGCAACACCAGGAACAUCGUCCGCCGCGAUUCCUCCUCCAGCGUCCAACAAUAAUUCAGCCCAUAAUCAACCGAAGUUCCCAUGGGAUUUCUUCGGUUGAGAUAUGAUGAAAUGAACAACAACAAAAAACAGCAAGCAAGCUCUAUCCCCGCAGUAGUACUUUGUUCUAUUUUUCACCCCCUCUUGUGCCUUGUUCCUUGUGUGUGGAUGUGCUUUCUCUUGGGUUUGUGACACUGUUUUUUUUUUUUUUUCUUCUUCUCUUUCUCCAUUUUCAUCAUUUUUUGAGCUUGGGUUUCCAUAAUUCUUUCAUGUACUUAGAUUUAUUAGCCCACCCCUCCCCUUUUACUUCUUUUAGUUCCACCAGGAAUAAAAAUGGGGGGCUCUCUACUACUAAAAAUGAUAGCAGCAGCAGCAGCAGCCAGUCAAGUUUCUCUGUUCCAUCAUCUUGUUCUGUUCUAUAAUGUUGUAUGUACAUUGGCAGAUUCAUUUCUUGCUGUGGCAAAAUUCAUCGAACUUUUUUGGGUUUCUCUAUGGCGACUUACAGAUGCAACUUUCAUGUCUGCAACAAUAUCUAUAUGCAUAUAUACUUUGCUUCCUGGAUUGGCUACAGGCUGACAAAAAGUGGGUUGUGAGAAACAAUCAU
Messenger RNA from Linum tenue, 2508 nucleotides. NCBI's taxonomy places the organism in Eukaryota, Viridiplantae, Streptophyta, Magnoliopsida, Malpighiales, Linaceae. The record is from the annotation of a GenBank genome assembly.